This is a messenger RNA of Cherax quadricarinatus, 2757 nucleotides long. Lineage: Eukaryota; Metazoa; Arthropoda; Malacostraca; Decapoda; Parastacidae. The record is from RefSeq and is a predicted model, not a curated record.
CACGGACAGUCACAACUAAGAGUGUGUACAGUACAUGAGCCAGCCCUCUCUCUCCCACCCUCAACUAUACCAUUAACGCCUGCCAUGCCUCUCACCUGCAAACGUUCAUUAGUGAUCAACAAGUGGCUAAUCUUACUUGGAAAAAUAUUAGAGGUGCUGGUAUGAGCCAUGCAUCUAAUGCAGUGAUACAAAAAAUCUGUGGUUUACGUUUGUGUGACUACAUAAAACGAAUAUGAUGGAUUUUACCGUUUUUUUCAAUAUCAGUGAUUCACUGAAGAAAAUGUAGUAAAAUUAUUAUUUAAUAAUAUGUCUUAGUAAUUACGAAGGACUGAGGACAUGGGCGAGACAAGUUUUCAGUUAAGUGAACAAUAUCAACGAGUUGUAUCGUGUGUGUUAUGUACUGUAAUAGUGUACUUAGCAACUGGUGCAUACAAGUCUUCCCUAUCAUCAGUCGUUGUCGUUUUCUGUGAAUGUUGGUUCUUCGUGGUUUUCUGUGAAGCUCAGGGUAGACUGGUGGAUCCUCCCUCCCGGGCUUCCAUGUGGAGGUUUGGCUUCAAAAACCCAGUAGAAUUCGGCGAUGAUCGCGUAGACUGUGGAGGGUUCAAGAAACACUGGAGAAAGAACCUGGGUCAGUGUGGGGUGUGUGGAGACCCCUGGGACCUGCCUCGCCCACGACCACACGAGACCCGUGGCAGGUACGCCCGAGGUACCAUCGUCAGGACCUACUCACAGGGACAGGAGGUGGAGUUUGUGUCUGAGCUGACGAGGGAAGGUAGCGGAUGGAUGGAGUACCGUGUGUGUCCCCGGGACUCUGUCUGGGUGGUCGAGGAGCCGGCCUGUUUCACACACACCCUCCAGGACGACAGUGGCAACGCUCAGUUCCCCGUCAACGUGACCAAGAAAUUAGGUCGUGUCACACACACAAUCACCUUGCCUGCAGAUCUUUCAUGUCAAGCUUGUGUCAUCCAGUGGAGGUACGUGAAGCUGGGAAGACCAGAGAGAGCUGACUACCGUGCUUGUGCUGACGUUACUAUCACGCCCUCCCUGCUGUCCACAGUCUGCCCCUCCCUACCGCCCACGCCCUUCCUGCCACCCACAACUUCUCUGACAUCCACAAACUCCUUACCACCCACAACCUCUCCGUCAUCUACAGCCUCACUGCCGCCCACAACCUCCCUGCCACCUACAUCCUCCCUGCCACCUACAUCCUCCCUGCCACCAACAACAUCCCUGCCACCCACUACCUCCCCGCCACCCACAACCUCCCUGCCACUCACAACGUCCCUGCCACUCACAACCUCCCUGCCACCCACAACCUCCCUGCCACCCACAACCUCCCCGCCACCCACAACCUCCCUGCCACUCACAACGUCCCUGCCGCCCACAACCUCCCUGCCACUCCCAACUUCCCAGCCACCCACAACCUUCCUGCCUCUCACAACUUCCCCACCACCUACAACCUCCCUGCCACCCACAACCUCUCCGCCACCCUCAACUUCCCCACCACCCACAACCUCCCUGCCACCAACAACUUCCCUGCCACCCACAGCCUCCCUGCCACCCACAACCUCCCCGCCACCCACAACCUCCUCGCCACCCACAACCUCCCUGCCACCCACAACCUCCCUGCCACUCACAACCUCCCCACCACCCACAACCUCCCUGCCACUCACAACCUCCCCACCACCCCACAACCUCCUCACCACCCACAACCUCCCCGCCACCCACAACCUCUCUGCCACCAACAGCUUCCCUGCCACCCACAAUCUCCCUGCCACCCACAACCUCCCUGCAACCCGCAACCUCCCCGCCACCCACAACCUCCCCGCCACCCACAACCUUCCUGCCUCUCACAGCUUCCCCACCACCCACAACCUCCCUGCCUCCCACAACCUCCCCGCCACCCACAACCUUCCUGCCUCGCACAACUUCCCCACCACCCACAACCUCCUUGCCACUCACAACCUCCCCGCCACCCACAACCUCCCUGCCUCCCACAACCUCCCCGCCACCCACAACCUCCCUGCCACCCACAACCUCACUACCACCCACAACUUCCCGCCACCUACAACCUCUCUGCCACCCACAACCUCCCUGCCACCCACAACCUCCCCGUCACUCACAACCUCCUUGCCACCCCAAACUUCCCCACCACUCACAUCCUCCCUGCCACCCACAACCUCCCACCCACCCAUUACCUCUCUGCCUACUGUACCUUCCCUGUUUCUCAUAACAUUUCCGCCCACAACUUACCUGCCACCUACAACCUUCCUUCCACUCCCAGCCUCAUUGCCACCCACAACUUCCUUGUCACCCACAACCUUCCUUUCACCCACAACCUACCUGCCACCCGUCACCAUUCUUGACACACCUGGUGAUGAGCCACAUGUUGAAGACUAUAUCACCACCACCGACCCUGCACCCACCACCUUACCUCACACUCAACCAGGAGCUCACACUGUAGCAGGCUCUAACACCAUACCUUACCCUGUUAAUACCUCGUCUGCAACUUCAAACAAUACGUCCAUCUCCUCCAGCACUUCGAUAGUCAUUACUGUCACAAGUCUAGAGGCCACUGCCACCCCUGCUGGUCGCCAUCACUUACUUCCCGGUGGAGAGGAUGAAGGAGGUGGCAGUAACUCCUGCAGCAGUAAUGUUGGGCUGGUGAUGAUAGCCUCACUGCUUCUUAGUGCUCUUCAUCCUUAAUGUUACUGAGAAAUUAGUAAGAUCUCCAGUUUACAUUGUCGUGACUUCUAA